AUGUCCACGCAGGCGGAGAGAGGAGGCCGCUAUUUGAGCAGAGGGGAAGAGGCCUGGAUGGCGGCCAUUUCUGCGGCGGGGCCCGAGGGCCGGGCCGACGCCUACCAGGUCGCGGCCAGCGCCGCCGAGGCCGAGUCGGGGGACUCCGACCCCGGCGGCUGCGGCUCCCACCUGCAGCAUAUCAGUGACCGCGAGUUCCCGGAUGAUUUAGCUUUGGAAUCGAAUCCAUCUGAUCAUCCCAGAGCAAGCACAAUUUUCCUGAGCAAAUCCCAGACUGAUGUGAGAGAGAAGAGGAAGAGUAACCAUAUCAACCAUGUUUCUCCAGGGCAGCUUACAAAAAAGUAUAGCUCAUGCUCAACAAUAUUUAUAGAUGACAGCACAGUCAGCCAGCCUAAUCUUAGAAGCACAAUAAAAUGUGUGACAUUAGCAAUAUACUACCACAUAAAGAACAGAGAUUCAGACAGAUCAUUGGAUAUUUUUGAUGAAAAAUCACAUCCUCUUACACGAGAAGAAGUUCCAGAUGACUACUACAAGCAUGACCCUGAUCACAAGCACAUCUACCGCUUUGUACGGACACUUUUUAGUGCGGCACAGCUGACAGCUGAAUGUGCAAUAGUGACACUAGUUUACUUGGAAAGACUCUUAACCUAUGCGGAGAUUGACAUCUGUCCUAGUAACUGGAAAAGAAUAGUUCUAGGAGCUAUUCUGCUGGCUUCUAAAGUUUGGGAUGAUCAGGCUGUAUGGAAUGUGGAUUACUGCCAAAUAUUAAAGGACAUUACGGUUGAGGACAUGAAUGAGAUGGAAAGGCACUUCUUGGAGUUGUUGCAGUUUAAUAUCAAUGUUCCUGCCAGUGUUUACGCCAAAUACUACUUUGACCUUCGCUCCUUAGCAGAUGACAACAACCUGAGCUUUCUCUUGGAGCCUCUUAGUAAAGAGCGAGCACAGAAACUGGAGGCUAUCUCCAGACUGUGUGAGGACAAAUACAAAGACUUGUCAAAAGCUGCUAUGAGACGAUCUUUCAGUGCUGAUAAUUUAGUUGGUAUUCGCCGUUCUAAUGCCAUCCUCUCCUGAGGAGAGAGAGAGAAGAGUGCAGCACCGUGAAGCCAGCAUCCACAUUAAAUGAGGAAUACCACCACUCCAUGCAUACAAGCCAGCAGUGAUGGUGUCUUCCAGCAAUGGGAGGAGGGGUAAAACUAGCCAAGGGAUCCCAAGGCUUGAAGAGUGUAUUCCAUGCAGCAGAUGGGACCUGGUCAGAUCAACACUCUCCUCCUUUUAAUGUAUCCAGAGGUGCAAAAACAAGCUUCCCUUCCCCCACAGAUGUUUGCUUACUGUGUAGGCCUAUAGCUGUGAACUAUGAAUUUUUAAUAACGAGUAGUUUUAAAUUUUAGAAUUUAAACACUAACCACGUGACGAUAGUUACAAUGUUCUUCCCUUUUUUCCUGUUGUCCAGAACACCACUGCAUUUGCCUUUCAAGGCUGAUGUGGUGCUAACAAAGAAAAAAAAAUACAUACCUGGGACUCUAAUAAAG
Molecule: messenger RNA, 1529 nt
Organism: Gavialis gangeticus (Gharial)
Lineage: Eukaryota; Metazoa; Chordata; Crocodylia; Gavialidae
Gene: CCNYL1
Product: cyclin Y like 1
Exons: 11
Coding region: 1-1071 (356 amino acids)
Biological process (GO): regulation of cyclin-dependent protein serine/threonine kinase activity; regulation of canonical Wnt signaling pathway
Cellular component (GO): plasma membrane
Molecular function (GO): cyclin-dependent protein serine/threonine kinase activator activity; protein kinase binding
Source: RefSeq, a predicted model, not a curated record